Messenger RNA from Menidia menidia (Atlantic silverside), 318 nucleotides. The record is from the annotation of a GenBank genome assembly. NCBI's taxonomy places the organism in Eukaryota, Metazoa, Chordata, Actinopteri, Atheriniformes, Atherinopsidae.
AUGGACGCGUUAAUGAAGGGUUUCUCUAAAGCCAAGGAUGGGGUCGUGGCAGCGGCGGAGAAAACCAAGCAGGGAGUGACGGGAGCGGCAGAGAUGACGAAGGAUGGGGUUAUGUUUGUCGGAACUAAAACAAAGGAUGGAGUCACUACAGUUGCUGGUAAAACCGUGACUGGAGUGUCUCAGGUGGGUGGAGCGAUGGUUACCGGAGUUACCGCUGUGGCUCAGAAAACUGUGGAGGGAGCAGGCAACAUUGCUGCUGCCACUGGAUUAGUUAAGAAGGAUCCAGCCAAACAAGUAAGACAUUCAGUUUUAAAUUGA